Molecule: messenger RNA, 687 nt
Organism: Musa acuminata AAA Group (dessert banana)
Lineage: Eukaryota; Viridiplantae; Streptophyta; Magnoliopsida; Zingiberales; Musaceae
Product: squamosa promoter-binding-like protein 10
Exons: 2
Coding region: 1-687 (228 amino acids)
Cellular component (GO): nucleus
Molecular function (GO): DNA binding
Source: RefSeq, a predicted model, not a curated record
AUGAACUGGUCCAGCUCCGGUGAGGCCUACGUCCUUUCCACGUCGUCCUUUGCUGGGCUGGAAGGCAGCAGCCGAAAGCGCCAUCUUUUGGACUGCGAGGCCAGCUCCCACCACCAUGACACCAACCACACCUUCUUCCCCAACACUCCCAUUCCGGAUUGCCCACCUCCUCUCCUCCCCAUGAACAACCUCCCCUUCUGUUGGCCACCACCCACCGUGCCGAAAAACGCGGUGGAACCGGUCCCCGGAGGCCAAAUCGUACUAAAUCUGUGGGGCCACAGGACCUACUUUCCUCCCGGCGACGGCCUCGAGACAGCCCACCUCUUCGCAUUAAGGUCGGUUGGUGCGCGCUCGCCGAGCCACACGCCACCUCGCUGCCAGGCUGACGGGUGCAGUGCCGACCUCUCCGGUGCAAAGUACUACCACCGCCGCCACAAGGUGUGCGAGUUCCACUUCAAGGCCGCCGUCGUCGUCGCCCAUGGAUUGCACCAGAGGUUCUGCCAGCAAUGCAGCAGGUUUCAUGUGCUAGCUGAGUUUGACGAGGCCAAAAGAAGCUGCAGGAAGAAGCUGGCCGACCACAACCGCAGGAGGAGGAGGAGGAAGAGGAAGUCUCAACUCCCAACAACAAUACCCAAAAGUUCCACAGUCAACUCCAUCGAAGAGCUCAGUCAUCAUGCAGACGUCUAA